GUAGCAACAUCCUUUUGGUCCGAUUGUACGUACGCAGUGAGGUCAGUAGAUACAAGGAACUCGACACUGAAUGAAACUCCAGUAAUGAGAUAGAUACCUCAGCUCAUUCGAAUCCGCGGCGGUGGCAGUCACUACGGCCUGGCGGUCACGUCUUUUUUUUCCUCGCGCACGCGUCCGAAGACGUGUGUCUGCACCGAGAUAUACCAACACUGCGCCAGACGCAUCACCUGUUUUCUCCCCCCUGUGGCAUCGUGUUCCUCGUCGUCUGUUCGAAUCAUUCCGACUAACACUCCUGCGAACCGAAAGCUCAACUGCGUGUAUUCGCUGUCUCGCCACAAUGUUCAGUGAUGUCUAUCUGACCACCUGUCAGCCAGAUUCCACACUGGUUGUGAACGCCACCGCCUACGCUGUAUCACAGAGAUCUGCGUGGAGGUAUGGCGUGAGUCAACAGAUUCCUUUGGUGGCUAUCGCCAGACUGCAGGGUGCAACGCCAUCCUCGUUACUGACGCCCAUGUCAGGAAACUUGCAUUGCCGACGGACUAGCUGCGAAAUGUGUCUGGGAGCCCGCGCCACCUCCCGCGCAUGCCCCCGCGGCUUCCCGCUCGCGCUUCGCCUGCACACCGGGGCUCCCCUUUUCGCCUCUUCGGCGCUCAAGGAAUAGGCCUGCCACCCGAUAGACAACAGUCUUUCUCGGAGCUCAUGUCGUACAUCAGAUAUGUUUCUUUUGCCUCUUCGCUUCUACGCAGAGGCAUGUCCAGUAAAGGGGAAACAGGUAACAAGGCAAACAACAGGACGUACUGACAGCGUAACAUUAGCAUCCGCAUUCGCCGCGUUGAACCCUUAAACACCCUUCUCUCUCUUGUUGUGUGGACGUCAAGAUGAUGGGACUUCGCAAGUGCAUGCUGGCCUUUGGUGUGGCAGCUGCUUUGGCAGCUCCCGCCCUGGCAGCGGACCAAGAGACGACCUUCCUGCAGAAGGAUUCCGACAGUGCCGUCACCAUCGCGGAGGAGGAUCCGAAGGUCGAUCCACGCUUCGUCUCACUCUUCGCAGGCUGGUUUGAUGUCAUGUGCGACCUGAUGUACAGGAAGUACAUGUACAACUAUGGCGCCUAUGUUCCACCGCCAUCCCAGCCGCCUCACCACCAUCAUCAUCAUCAUCACCAUCACCCGCAUUCCUCUGAAUCCUACUCCGACAGCUUCUCUGACAGCUCCGAAGAAGGCAACGACCGUCCGCCUCGUCCUCCCCACCACCCCCGCCCUCCCCACCACCCUCACCCUCCGCACCAUCCUCACCCGCCCCACCACCCGCACCCUCCUCGUCCGUCCAGCUCCUCCGAAGAACACAGCUUCUCUUCUGAGGACAACCGCCCACACCACCCUCACCCGCCAAUGAAGCCUUACCCUCCCAUGAUGCCCUACCCUCCCAUGAUGCCCUACCCCCCCAUGAUGCCCUACCCCCCCAUGAUGCCCUACCCUCCGAUGAUGCCCUACCCUCCUUUCUAUCCUCCCUCCAAACCCCCGCGUCCCACUCCGAAAGAACACACUGAGUCGAACGUUAGCGUGGCAUAGGGAAACUGGUGCACGGUGAACGUGGUCAGGUGUGCUGUUUGCAUGAUUUCGAGUUCAAGUAUACGGUGCCCUGUUGGUAUCGUGUAGCUCCUGUUUGUUUCAUAUUCUGCAACUGUUCGUUUUAGCAGCAAAUGAUUUGGCGUGUCCAUAUGAGACAGUUGCUAUGUUCGUGAUGUAGGAUGUUGUCGUGUAAGCAAAUUAACCGAAGGACC
Toxoplasma gondii ME49 is the source of this 1780-nucleotide messenger RNA. RefSeq lists its product as hypothetical. The transcript has a single exon. The record is from RefSeq and is a predicted model, not a curated record. Bases 879 to 1568 code for a protein of 229 amino acids. NCBI's taxonomy places the organism in Eukaryota, Apicomplexa, Conoidasida, Eucoccidiorida, Sarcocystidae.